AAAACUUCUUAUGUGAAGUGUUUUGUUAUCUAACCCUAUUAUACCAAAUGCCAAUUCUUAUUCUUAGCUACUUAUCUGUGAGGGCUAUAGAUGUUAACAUAUAAUAUACUUUGUUUAGGAAGAAAAUUAAUUUCCUACAUGUCAUUCUGGAAGAUUCUAUCUAAUGGAAUGCAACACAAGGCACAUUAAAAGUAGGCCUGCUUUAUGGAAUAUUGGAAGUUUUAAGACAGCAGGGUCCAGUUGUUACUUCUUUGUCACAUAAAGUGGAAUUAUUUGCCUUUGUUCUUUUUUUUUUUUUUUUUUUUUUUUUUUUUUAACUCUCUCCUUCUCUUUCUCCCACUCUCCUUCCCUCAAAAAAGAAUCUUAGAGCUGGCUCUCCAAGAGUUUAGAAGACAACCGUCCCCCUUUUGGAAGGGGCAGUUGUUAAGUUUGUGACUUGGCAGAGUGUUAAAGCAUUGACAUAACCCGUUUUAUGCAAACUGUGUUAGCUAGAAAACUGAGGGACGUUCCUUACGAAACCGUGACAAUGUACUGCCGUGACUUAAUAAAAAUUGCCCAAGUGACAGUGUGUCUGCUGAAUGGAUUUUCUUACACCAUCUGGUUGUCAUUGUAGUUUUUUUGUUGUUGCUUUCAUUUGAAAUGUGCUGAUGAUUUUGUUUUUAUUCCGUAGCAUUGAACAGAUGGGUUGAUUAUUCUUUUCAGAUAUUAAUAAGGCAGCGGAAAGAAGAAAUAUGAAUACGGCUCCAUCAAGACCCAGCCCCACACGAAGAGAUCCAUAUGGCUUUGGAGAUGGUCGAGAUACAAGACGUGAUCGAUCCCCAAUUCGAGGAAGUCCAAGGAGAGAGCCCAGGGAUGGCAGAAAUGGCCGGGAUGCCCGGGAUAGCAGAGCCAUUCGAGACCCCCGAGACUUGCGGGACCACAGAGAUAGCAGAGACAUUCGGGAUCACAGAGACAGCAGAAGUAUGCGUGAUGCUCGGGACAUGAGGGACCUUAGAGACUUUCGUGAUCUAAGAGACUCUAGGGAUUUUCGGGAUCACCGGGACCCCAUGUAUGACAGAUACAGAGAUAUGAGAGACUCCCGAGAGCCCAUGUACAGGAGAGAAAGCUCUUAUGACCGAUACCUGCGAAUGGAUGACUAUUGCAGGAGGAAGGACGACCCUUACUUUGACCGUUACAGAGAAAGCUUUGAUGGACGAGGCCCUCCAGGCCCAGAAAGUCAGUCUCGUGCAAAAGAACGUUUGAAACGUGAGGAACGGCGUAGAGAAGAGCUUUAUCGUCAGUAUUUUGAGGAAAUCCAGAGACGCUUUGAUGCUGAGAGGCCUGUUGAUUGUUCUGUGAUUGUGGUCAACAAGCAGACUAAAGAUUAUGCUGAAUCUGUGGGGCGGAAGGUACGAGACCUAGGCAUGGUAGUGGACUUGAUCUUCCUCAACACAGAGGUGUCACUGUCACAAGCCUUGGAGGAUGUUAGCAGGGGAGGGUCUCCUUUUGCUAUCGUCAUCACCCAGCAACACCAGAUUCACCGCUCGUGCACAGUCAACAUCAUGUUCGGAACCCCACAAGAGCAUCGCAACAUGCCCCAGGCAGACGCCAUGGUGCUGGUAGCCAGAAAUUAUGAGCGCUAUAAGAAUGAGUGCCGGGAGAAGGAGCGAGAGGAGAUUGCCAGACAGGCAGCCAAGAUGGCAGAUGAAGCCAUCCUGCAGGAAAGGGAGCGCGGAGGCCCCGAGGAAGGAGUGCGCGGGGGGCACCCUCCAGCCAUCCAAAGCCUCAUCAACCUACUGGCAGACAACAGGUACCUCACUGCCGAGGAGACUGACAAGAUCAUCAACUAUCUGCGAGAGCGGAAGGAGCGCCUUAUGAGGAGCAGCACCGACUCUCUGCCUGGCCCGAUUUCCCGCCAACCACUCGGGGCGACCUCGGGUGCCUCGCUGAAGACACAGCCAAGCUCCCAACCGCUCCAGAGCGGCCAAGUGCUCCCCUCUGCUACACCCACUCCAGCUGCACCCCCCACCUCCCAGCAAGAGCUUCAGGCCAAAAUCCUCAGCCUCUUCAAUAGUGGCACGGUUGUGGCCAAUAGCAGCUCUGCAUCCCCUUCAGUCGCUGCCGGAAACACCCAGAACCAGAAUUUUUCCACGGCAGCGAACAGCCAGCCUCAGCAAAGAUCACAGGCCUCUGGCAAUCAGCCUCCAAACAUUUUGGGACAGGCGGGAUCUGCUCGGAACAUGGGCCCCAGGCCUGGGGCUCCUUCCCAAGGGCUCUUUGGCCAGCCUUCCAGUCGCCUGGCACCUGCUAGCAACAUGGCUAGCCAGAGGCCCGUGUCUUCCACAGGUAUCAACUUUGACAAUCCAAGUGUACAGAAGGCUCUGGACACCCUGAUCCAGAGUGGCCCUGCUCUCUCCCACCUGGUUAGCCAAACUACAGCACAGGUGGGGCGGCCCCCGGCCCCGUUGGGAUCCUACCAGAGGCAUUACUGAGGCUAAGUCUCUCAACUGUCCCCAGUCCCCUCAUCCCCUGGCCUCCUCCCACCUACUGCGUUCAAAUAGAGUUACUUGGAGGAUGUUCUCUGCGCCUCUCCAGGUCUACAUCGAAUGUUUCUACCACCUGCUCUCUCUUCUGCCCAAGGCUUUGUUGCUUAUUCCUUCCAGAGUCAGAGUUUAUACUGCAUUUGGGGGUGUAUCUUUUUUUGUCGUUUUUGGUUUUUGUUUUGUAGAAAAUAAAUAUCUCUGGGGUCACUUGGGCAGUAUAGGUGUCCGGGCUCAGUUUAUAUUUCAUGGGUUUCUCUGGUCUCUGUCAGCUGGAUUUGGGGGUUGAGGAGAAGGAAGAAGCCACGCCCCGAUCGACUGAGUUUGGAACAGCAUUUUCAUGUCCGUCGCCACCGCCUUUGUUCAUUUUGAACCUAUCGAGGUUUUUUUCAGCUUCACACAGGCCGACCAGAGCUCAAGCUCCUGUCUGCAGCUGCUUCCUAGGGUUGCAGAAAGCCAGCCUGGGCUGGGCAGGCACGGUGUCCUCGUGCCCCGCUCCAUGUGUAUGGGGUCUGCCGGAGGAUUCAUAAAGCAGCUGCUCUGGGGUUUGUCUAGGAGAGUGCGUGGCGGCCACGGAAGCAGGCGCUUUUCUGCCUAAUCCAGGGUUGUUAGUUUGGGGUUUUCUUUCUUUCUUCUUUUCUUUCUUUUUUCUUCCUUUCUCUUUCUUUCUUUUUCUUUCUUUUCCUUCCUCCCCUUUCCUUUUUUUUCUUUUUUCUUUCCCUUUCUUUCUUUCUUCCUUUCUUUUUUUCUCUUUCUUUUCAUUUCAUUGGAGGAUCUCCAAUGGAUUGAACAGCUCCAGUCACCAGCAGUUCAACAAGAACUGUAAUCUGGGCCCUGACCACUCUCACCCCCUUAACGUUUUUGUCAGCUUCUCCCUCUCCAGUGCUGGUUUCAUGGAGGUUCUGAGAAAGCAACUCUAGACUCUGGCAGGGAACACCCUUUUUUUUUUCAGUGAUUGUUUGAGCUUUUGGCUCAGAAAUCAGGCUCUUAUUUUCAUUUGGACUCUUCUGUUUCUGAGCAGCAGGAGGUAAGGACCAUUUUGAUGUCAGACUUUUGGUAGCUGGGCAUGUCCUUGAUACAGGUGGUUGUUCAUAACUUUUGAGCCAGAGUGAAAUUAUUAGAGGGAGGACUUCUGGCUGCUGCUCUCUAUGGAGCCAAAGGAAGCUGCCCUCUCCCUAGGGAUGGUGCUCAUCAGAGCCCUGUGGGUCACAGUCUCAAGGGUCCCCUGCAGGGAUGAGGGAGGGCAGGGACCUCAGCUGAGUCCUUGCCAGUGGCUGAGCGAACAAUGCUUUCAAAAACUCAAGGUCCCCGAUGGCAGCGUUUUAUGUUCUGACCUGUUUGUGUUCUAUAGUGUUUUUUUCCUCUUUGGAAUUCUGUGUUGUUAAUAAGAUGAGAUGAUUACUUUUUAUUAAAAUGAAAAAGUAAAAGCUGUGUUGUCUUUUUGGGGUGUGAAUAACUUCAGGGGCAUUCCCUCCCCAGUCAGAAGGUGAGGGCCCCUGACGGAACAUUGACUGGUUCCCGUCUGCCAUGACGCCUGCCCCCUCUUGUCCUCAUCUGUGGUUGCGGUCAGCCCCGAAGACCUCCUCUAACCCUAGUCCUCUUCUGCCACACCUCCCCCGGUCAGAAGCUUUAACAUCAGGUCAGAGCAAAAGCCUGCUGGCUAAUUAUGAUGCUGUGUUAAACGUGCUUGUUUGUGGUGGACUCUCAGUGUGGCGGCAGGCUUGUCCGCUCACUCUG
Molecule: messenger RNA, 4256 nt
Organism: Panthera uncia (snow leopard)
Lineage: Eukaryota; Metazoa; Chordata; Mammalia; Carnivora; Felidae
Gene: NCOA5
Product: nuclear receptor coactivator 5
Exons: 7
Coding region: 732-2471 (579 amino acids)
Biological process (GO): regulation of signal transduction
Cellular component (GO): nucleoplasm
Source: RefSeq, a predicted model, not a curated record